CAAUACUCACUCAAAAAAAUAAUGGCUCUCUCUCAUCGUUUAUUCCACGAUACUUUACGUGAUCUUCAACGUGCUAUGGACGCAUUUAGUGUGUCUUUCAAUACUGGUGGCGAUAAUGUCUUUGGUGCCUCAAACUUCCCUACUCAUAGUACACUUGGUUCUCGCUAUCCUGUCACAGAUAUAUUUGAAGAAAAGGAUCAUUAUGAAGUCAAUGCUGAAGUUCCUGGAUUUGACAAGAACAAUAUCAAGAUUGAAGUACCUGACACUAAUACUUUAGUUUUGAGUGGCACAAAGAAGCAUGAACGCCAUGAAGAACUCAAGCAGGAAGUAAACAAGCAGAAAGAAAAGGCUGAUAUUGAAGGUCAAGCACUGCAGAAGAAAGAAGAAGGUCAUGUUACUGAAUAUGCUGCUCCCAACUGGUGGGUAAAUGAACGAGUUGUUGGUUCUUUCUAUCGUACCUACACUUUCCCCAAUCCUAUUGAUCCUGACAGCAUUAAGGCUCACUUUGAAAAUGGUAUUCUCAAAAUCAUGAUUCCUAAGGUCUCUAAGCCUCAAUCGAAGCUUAUAAACAUCGAGUGAAUUUCUCCCUAUGGCUUUAGGCUAUUGCUUACUUGCAUCUUUCUAUCUUAAUUGAAUAGCUAUAAUAAAUCAUUCGUGUACGCUCUAAUUGAAGGAGUGAAUGAAGAUCAUUCAACAGAUCCUUAAUUGGCUGAGAUAGAAUGCGUCACAUUUAAAUGUUCCUUCUUUUUCCCUUUCAAACUUUUUUUUUUACGCCUUUUGCUUUCUCUUGAAACAUUCUUGAAGACCUUUGGACUUGACAUGCUUUUUUUUUUGCCUUUUCAUUUUAUCUUUUUAUCCUUCAAGCUUUGCAAUCAAGUC
This is a messenger RNA of Gilbertella persicaria, 879 nucleotides long. RefSeq names its product HSP20-like chaperone. The transcript is spliced from 2 exons. The coding region runs from base 22 to 579 and encodes 185 amino acids. NCBI's taxonomy places the organism in Eukaryota, Fungi, Mucoromycota, Mucoromycetes, Mucorales, Choanephoraceae. Gene Ontology annotation, biological process: protein complex oligomerization; response to heat; protein folding. The record is from RefSeq and is a predicted model, not a curated record.